AUGGCUGGAGGUGCUAUGCAUAUCUGGGCUAUGUGGGCGACCCAAAUCCUCAUCCUAUUCAGCUUCGCACUACAGAUUUUCCUGUUUGUCUUCGCAAGGACCCGUCAGCGUGGAUCCUCCGCCGUGCUGAGGAUCCUCCUCUGGCUGGCAUACCUCAUGGCUGACGCCACCGCUGUGUACACUCUCGGCCACCUCUCUAUCAGUGGUUUGUCCCGCGAGCAAAAUCUCGAGGUGUUCUGGGCGCCUUUCCUCCUGGUGCAUCUUGGCAGCCAAGACAAUAUCACCGCCUACGCCCUUGAGGACAACCAACUCUGGCCACGCCACCUGCUAAAUCUUGGCGUUCAAGCCUUUGGGGUUGCUCAUAUCGUCUAUAAGCAUAUCUCUAAUAUCCCCACCUUGCUGGGAUUGGCUACUGUCUUGAUGUCCAUCAUAGGUGUCAUCAAGUAUGCGGAGAGGAUAUGGGCUCUCAAGUGCGCCACACUGGACAACAUUCAGAGCUCUAUCAAGGAACCCCGGGAUCUCCCAACUUACUACAUUGCGCUUCUGUGUCGGGGACCGAGGGUAAAAGAGCAUGAUGAAGAGGAGUUCAUGUUGUUUGCCCAAGCCAUGCUCCCUGUUUGCAAGGUCUAUUAUGAAUUGAACAAUUUGAGCUGGAAAGUUAUGAGCAAGGUAGUGGAAAUGGAGAUCUCCCUCAUGUAUGACAUCCUCUACACCAAGGCAGCAGUGAUCCACACUUGGUAUGGCUACAUGUUUCAUCUGGUUUCACCCCUGCCCACCGCCCUCGUCUUCACACUAUUUCAAUUAAGUGGUAAUAAGGAUGGUUACGACAGAACUGAUGUUGCUAUCACCUACAUCUUGUUGGUUGGUGCCUUUCUCUUGGACAUGGUGUCAGUGUUCAACACUUUGGGGUCGACCUGGACAUGUAAUUUCUUGUUGACUAGAGACCGCAGUAGGUUAGGUCUUUCCAUCAUGUCUCUUCGCCGGCAUUUCAAGGCUUUUACAAGCAACAGAAGAUGGUCAGGCUCCAUUGGUCAGUAUAAUUUGUUCCAUUUCUGCACCUCUGACCGGACCAAGCGCAGCAAAUUGGCUAAGAUGAUGGGGCUCAAGGAUUGGUGGAACAAAUGUCAUUAUUCGGGGACCAUAAUGAUUUCAGAGGCUGUCAAGGAAUUAGUAUUCAAACGUGUAUGGAUACUAGUGAAGGAGAUGCAACAUCAAAGAUCAGAAAACCAGAUACAGUCCACACCCAACCAGAAGGGCGUGGAGGAGCCCAUGGCAGUGAUUCCAUCUAAUGGGUUUCGUCCUGAAUUUUACAAUGACGUUGUCAAGCGGCGUAAGAAAUUCGACAACGCUCUGAACUUGGGUGCUGAGCUCCAGGAGGCGAUCCUUACCUGGCACAUCCUUACAAAUGUUUUCCUCCUGUGCAGUUCCGAAUUCGCGGAUCCAGCUGUUUCGUCUUCAAAUGCCAUAUGCAUCAGUCGACGUAGACGCGGAGGACCUCCCUGUUUCAAACAAAAAGCUGUUUGGUCUUCACAUGUGAAGGCGAUCAAGGCACUGUCAGAUUACAUGGUGUUCCUCGUCGCGGUACGCCCCAACAUGGUACCGGGCGAGCUGCGCAGCCUGUACGUAGUAACCACCGGUGCCUUGCGGCACCAGUGGCUUAUGCUUAGGCACAGUUCAGCUUCUUCUACAGCUGAAGAUAAAGGGAAGAGACUUGCCCACAGCAUGCUGUAUCGGCCCACAGGUAUUGAAGAGCGGAGCAUCAUUCUUUCGCAUGGAACUUUGUAUGCCAAGCUGCUGCUCGAGCUGGUAUCUGAAAGGAAUCGUGACAAGCCCGGCGUUAUAUCUUCUUACGAAGAAUGUGACCAUGUUGCCGUAGAUAAACUGAAGCGGCUGAUGCCAGAUCUAGAAUCCUCAUGCAGAUAUGGUGUAUUUGAUCUGACCAGAGCGUGGGCUCUCAUCUUGGAUACGUGGGUGCGUCUGCUUGUGUUCGCGUCCGUCCGGUGCAGCAGAGAAACCCAUGCCAGACAGAUCAGCCGUGGCGGCGACCUCAUGACCGUUGUCUGGCUAAUGGAGGAGCACGCCAACGUGUUCUUCAACCAGUCCUCCACCAUUGGUGAUGAUGAGGAAGCAGGUCGGGCUGCUGCCUAG
This is a messenger RNA of Lolium perenne, 2148 nucleotides long. RefSeq lists its product as uncharacterized. Lineage: Eukaryota; Viridiplantae; Streptophyta; Magnoliopsida; Poales; Poaceae. The record is from RefSeq and is a predicted model, not a curated record.